Molecule: messenger RNA, 2054 nt
Organism: Aegilops tauschii subsp. strangulata
Lineage: Eukaryota; Viridiplantae; Streptophyta; Magnoliopsida; Poales; Poaceae
Product: protein ZINC INDUCED FACILITATOR-LIKE 1
Biological process (GO): transmembrane transport
Molecular function (GO): transmembrane transporter activity
Source: RefSeq, a predicted model, not a curated record
AAGCGGGAAUGCCACGCCACGGACGGCACCCGCUGCGUGCCCGAUUUCGCUUUGCCCUUUCUCCAUUCGGGUCUCCCCCCAGCCGGGGAAAGGCGGCGGCAUUGCGCUGAUUGGCCUCGCCUCCCAAUCCAACCUCCGCUCCUUUUAUCUAUCUAUCUAUCUAUUGUGAGGGGUGGGGAGGACUCGAUUCGAUUGGCUUGCCUGCCUGCCUGCAAGCAAUGGCGGCCAAUGAGGAGGAGGAGGGGACUUCGCCGCUGCUGAGCAAGGAGGAGGAACGCCGGCACCACCCCGGCUGCCCGGGCUGCGACCACGACCGGAGGAAGGACCUCCAGACCGGGCUGCCUUACAAGGAAUUCUCCUACGUCUGGAUGAUCUGCCUCACCACCGCUUUACCAAUAUCGUCACUGUUCCCCUUCUUGUAUUUCAUGAUAAGAGACUUGCAUGUUGCAAAAAGAACAGAAGAUAUUGGGUUCUAUGCUGGGUUUGUAGGUGCUUCUUUUAUGUUUGGUAGAUGUUUGACUUCAACUCUUUGGGGAAUAGCAGCAGAUCGUAUUGGGAGGAAGCCUGUUGUUGUGUUUGGCAUUCUCUCUGUGGUGAUAUUUAAUACUUUGUUUGGGCUUAGUGUCACCUAUUGGAUGGCAAUAGCUACAAGGUUUCUCCUUGGCGCUUUAAAUGGCUUACUUGGACCAAUGAAGGCUUAUGCUAUUGAAGUUUGCCGACCUGAACAUGAACCUCUAGCACUAUCACUUGUCAGCACGGCAUGGGGAAUAGGUCUCAUCAUUGGUCCUGCUCUUGGAGGCUACCUUGCACUGCCUGCAGAAAAAUACCCAAAUAUAUUUUCACCUGACUCAUUAUUUGGAAGGUUCCCCUACUUCUUACCAUGCUUGUGCACAUCAGUCUUUGCUGCCAUUGUUCUGAUAAGCUGCAUAUGGAUGCCGGAGACGUUACACAAGCAUAAAGUCAGUGAUGAUGGAAAUCAAAGUGUUGAAGCUUUGGAGGCCCAUCUGAUUGAUCCAAAAGAGGAGGUUGGACAAAGUAAUAGUUCGAAUACCAAGAAGAGCUUAUUCAAGAAUUGGCCAUUGAUGUCAUCUAUAAUUGUUUAUUGCGUCUUCUCCUUCCACGAUAUGGCUUAUACAGAGGUGUUCUCUCUAUGGGCUGAAAGUGACAGGAAGUAUGGUGGACUGAGUUUAUCAUCUGAAGAUGUAGGUCAAACACUUGCAAUUACAGGUGCCAGUCUUCUUGUGUAUCAACUAUUUAUGUACCCAUCCAUCAUUAAAGUUCUUGGACCGAUCAAAUCUUCUCAGAUCGCAGCUGUUCUGUGCAUACCUAUUCUCUUUGCCUACCCCUAUAUGACAUACCUCUCAGGACCUGGAUUAUCAAUCGUACUGAAUAUUGCAUCAGUCAUAAAAAAUAAUCUUGGUGUUACCAUCAUCACAGGCACUUUCAUCCUUCAAAACAAUGCAGUGCCUCAGAACCAAAGAGGAGCAGCAAAUGGAUUAGCCAUGACUGGAAUGUCCUUUUUCAAGGCAAUUGCCCCUGCAGGUGCCGGCAUUGUGUUCUCGUGGGCGCAGAAACGCCAGCACGCUUUCUUCUUUCCAGGUGAUCAGAUGGUGUUCUUUCUGCUGAACAUCAUCGAGCUCCUUGGACUUGUCCUCACAUUCAGACCCUUCCUGGCCGUGCCAGAGCAGUAUGAAAGAAACUAGCCUUCCCGUGCGUUAUUAUUGUAGAUUUUUUUUGGAUUAUUGAUGAGACGAUGACGACUCAUGCGGCCCCGCCACGGCGGAGAGAAGGGCUCAAGGGCGGCCUUGCAUCAGGAUAAGAGGUGAUUACCUGUACUUGUGUGUAACAUAUAUGUUGUAGCAGCAUCUCAGAAUGAAGGUGGUGCAUAUAUACAUGUUUUGUCUGGUAUAUAGAUGGUGGUGGCCAGUUAAGUUGGUUGUUUGCCAUUAGUUAGGUAGCAACAUUUGUAAAACUAGUGCACAAUGCAAGAGACCUGUACUAGCUGGGAAGAAAUAAUCUGGUGGGAAUUAAUGGCAUCGGCAUAGUUGUUGUCA